AUGGAGAAAAAGAUCUCCGCAGAAGACCAUCCUAUUCCCAGCGAGGAUGCCGGUCCUGGCACUGUCGAGCCGUACGGCCAGACCAAACGCGGUCUUGCGUCGCGUCAUGUGCAAUUGAUGGCCAUUGGAGGGUCUAUCGGAACGGGUCUCUUCGUCGGUAUUGGCUCUUAUUUGCAAAAUGCUGGACCACUGUCGUUGUUUUUGGGUUAUCUGGUAUGGGGCGUACUCUUCAUUCUGCCCACUAACCUGAGUGUCGGGGAGAUGUGUGCAUACCUGCCUAUUCGAGGAUCGAUCUUCGAAUUGGCUGCUCGGUUUGUCGAUCCAGCAUUUGGGUUUGCCAUGGGAUGGGUAUACUUUUACGGAGGCGUUAUGCUAGUCUGCACCGAAUAUGCCGCCGUCGCAACGGUCAUGCAGUACUGGACGACCAGUGUCAAUCCCGCAGUCUGGGUGGCAAUGGCUCUAGUAGUCUGCUCUUUACUCAACUUCGUCGCCGUUAAAUACUACGGAGAGAGCGAGUUCAUCAUGGCGUCCACAAAGAUCCUACUACUCAUCGGCCUCGUUCUCCUUACCUUCAUUACGAUGGUGGGCGGAAACCCUAAGCACGAUGCGUACGGAUUCCGCAAUUGGAAAGAUGGCGUGAUGUUUGAGUACUAUACGGAUGGUGCUACCGGGCGCUUCCUUGGCUUCUUCUCUGUUAUGGUAUAUGCUGCUUUCUCGGUGGCUGGUCCUGACCUGCCAGCCUUGGCUGCAGGAGAGAUUCAGAACCCACGAUACACGAUCCCUCGUGUUGUCAAGAUGACCUUUUGGCGUAUCGUUGGGUUCUACGUCGUCGGCGUACUGGCCGUGGGUAUCAUCUGCAAUCCACACGACCCUCGUCUGAUGUCUGCCAUCGACGCCGGUGACGCUGGAUCUGCUGCAUCCCCCUGGGUUAUCGGUAUUCAGAACUUGGGAAUCACCGGCCUUCCUGAUCUGAUCAAUUUCCUCAUCCUUCUCUCUGGCUGGUCCUGCGGCAACGCCUAUCUAUAUAGUUCCAGCCGAACCCUUUACUCAUUGGCUCGAGAUGGCCAGGCCCCGAAAUUCCUUCUGAAGUGCACAGCAGCCGGAAUUCCCAUCUACUGCGUGCUUACCGUUUCAGUUCUCUCCUGCAUCACUUUCCUCGUGGCUGGUUCCUCGUCCGUCACCGUAUUCUACUGGUUCGUCGAUCUAACCACCAUCGCCUUUGUACUCACCUACACGGGCAUGCUCAUCGUCUUCAUUGGCUGGUACCGCGCUUUGAAGGCACAGGGCAUUGAUCGCAAGUCUUUCGUCCCCUGGGCAUCCCCUCUGCAGCCGUACUUUGCCAGCUUCGCGAUCGUCAUUGGCACCCUGACAGCCAUCUUCAACGGAUUUUCGGUCUUCAAGCCCUUCAGUGUGCAGGGCUUUGUUACAUCCUAUUUCGGCGUUGCCUUCUGGGCAUUUAUGUUUGUGUUUUGGAAAGUAUAUCAUCGAACCAAGUUUGUGGAUCCCGCUCAGGCGGAUUUGUACUCGGGCAAAGCGGAGGUGGACGAGGAAUGUAAGCACUGGGAAGAUGGUGGAUUUGAGGAGAGAAGAAAGGCCGAAUUGGCGCAGAUGAACUGGGUGCGACGAGCCUGGGAGCGCAUGUGGUGA
Messenger RNA from Penicillium daleae, 1647 nucleotides. RefSeq names its product putative proline permease. Gene Ontology annotation, biological process: amino acid transmembrane transport. Gene Ontology annotation, cellular component: membrane. Gene Ontology annotation, molecular function: amino acid transmembrane transporter activity. The transcript is spliced from 2 exons. Lineage: Eukaryota; Fungi; Ascomycota; Eurotiomycetes; Eurotiales; Aspergillaceae. The record is from RefSeq and is a predicted model, not a curated record. The coding region runs from base 1 to 1647 and encodes 548 amino acids.